CCCGCCCGCUCGCCCGCUCGCCCGCCCGCCUUCCCCCUCCGCCCCGCAUCCUCCGGAGAGCCCCGCCAAGAUGGCUUCGGUGCGCUUCAUGGUGACCCCGACCAAGAUCGAUGACAUUCCGGGCCUGUCGGACACCAGCCCGGACCUCAGCUCGCGCUCCAGCUCCCGGGUCCGCUUCAGCUCCCGGGAGAGCGUCCCCGAGACCACCCGCAGCGAGCCCGGCAGCGACUUGUCCGGGGCCACCACUUCGCUGGCCACCAUAGCCAUGGACCCGCCCAGCGACCGGACCUCCAACCCGCCGGACACCGCAGAGGACACAAGUCAGCACUCCAUCACGGGAGAGCACAGCCAGCUGCUAGAUGAGGGGCACAAGAAAGCCCGCAAUGCUUAUCUCAACAACUCCAGCUACGAGGAGGGGGAUGAAUACUUUGACCGGAACCUGGCUCUCUUCGAGGAGGAGAUGGAUACCAGGCCAAAAGUGUCUUCCCUCCUCAACCGCAUGGCCAACUACACCAACCUGACCCAGGGGGUGAAGGAGCACGAGGAGGCAGAGAGCAUCACAGAGGGAAAAAAGAAGCCCACCAAGGUCCCCCAGAUGGGCACAGUCAUGGGUGUGUACCUCCCGUGCCUGCAGAACAUUUUUGGGGUGAUCCUGUUCCUACGCCUCACUUGGGUGGUGGGCACAGCUGGAGUGCUGCAGGCCUUUGCCAUCGUCCUCAUCUGCUGCUGCUGUACCUUGCUGACUGCCAUCUCCAUGAGCGCCAUUGCCACUAAUGGAGUGGUGCCAGCUGGGGGCUCGUACUUCAUGAUUUCUCGAGCACUGGGGCCCGAAUUUGGUGGGGCCGUGGGCCUCUGCUUCUACCUAGGCACCACCUUCGCAGCUGCCAUGUACAUCCUUGGGGCCAUCGAAAUAUUCCUGAUUUACAUCGUGCCCCAGGCCGCCAUCUUCCACAGUGACGAUGCACUCAAGGAGUCAGCAGCCAUGUUGAACAACAUGCGUGUCUACGGCUCAGCCUUCCUGGUGCUCAUGGUGCUGGUGGUGUUUGUUGGUGUGCGCUACGUGAACAAGUUUGCCUCGCUCUUCCUGGCCUGUGUCAUUGUCUCCAUCCUGGCCAUAUACGCUGGGGCCAUCAAGUCCGCCUUCGCCCCACCUAACUUCCCGGUCUGCUUGCUGGGUAACCGGACUCUCUCGAGCCGGCGCAUCGACGCCUGUUCCAAGGUGAAGGAGGUGAGCAACCUGACCGUCCCCUCCAAGCUGUGGGACUUCUUCUGCAACUCCAGCCACACUCUCAACGCCACCUGUGACGAAUACUUUGUCCACAACAACGUCACCUCUGUCCAAGGCAUCCCUGGUCUGGCCAGUGGUGUGAUUACCGAAAAUCUUUGGAGUAACUAUCUGCUGAAGGGCGAGAUCAUCGAGAAGCCCUCUGCUAAGUCAGCUGAUGUCCUGGGCAGUUUGAACCAAGAGUAUGUGCUCGCUGACAUCACCACCUCUUUCACCCUGCUGGUGGGGAUCUUCUUCCCCUCGGUUACAGGCAUCAUGGCUGGAUCGAACCGGUCUGGGGAUCUCAAGGAUGCUCAGAAGUCCAUUCCCAUCGGCACGAUCCUGGCCAUCCUGACCACCUCCUUUGUCUAUUUAAGCAAUGUCGUCCUCUUUGGGGCCUGUGUUGAAGGAGUCGUCCUCAGAGACAAGUUUGGGGAUGCUGUGAAGGGAAACUUGGUGGUGGGCACCUUAUCAUGGCCGUCCCCGUGGGUCAUCGUCAUCGGCUCCUUCUUCUCCACGUGUGGGGCGGGGCUGCAGAGCCUCACUGGGGCCCCCCGACUGCUGCAGGCCAUCGCCAAGGACGGCAUCAUCCCCUUCCUGCGGGUGUUUGGACACAGUAAAGCCAAUGGAGAGCCCACAUGGGCCUUGCUGCUGACAGCGGCCAUCGCUGAGCUGGGGAUCCUCAUCGCCUCCCUGGACCUCGUGGCCCCGAUCCUCUCCAUGUUCUUCCUGAUGUGUUACCUGUUUGUGAACUUGGCGUGUGCCCUGCAGACACUGCUGCGCUCCCCCAACUGGAGGCCCCGUUUCCGCUACUACCACUGGGCCCUGUCUUUCAUGGGCAUGAGCAUCUGCGUGGCCCUGAUGUUCAUUUCCUCAUGGUACUAUGCCAUCGUGGCCAUGGUGAUCGCUGGCAUGAUCUACAAGUACAUCGAGUACCAAGGAGCUGAGAAGGAAUGGGGUGAUGGGAUCCGAGGGCUCUCCCUGAGUGCGGCCCGCUUCGCCCUGCUGCGACUGGAGGAGGGGCCCCCGCACACCAAGAACUGGAGGCCCCAGCUGCUGGUGAUGUUGAAACUGGAUGAAGACUUACAUGUCAAGCACCCUCGCCUGCUGACCUUCGCAUCCCAGCUGAAAGCCGGCAAAGGCCUCACCAUUGUGGGCUCCGUCCUGGUGGGGAAUUUCCUGGAGAACUACGGCGAGGCCCUGGCUGCUGAGCAGACAAUCAAACACCUGAUGGAGGCUGAGAAGGUGAAGGGUUUUUGCCAGCUCGUGGUGGCAGCCAAACUGCGGGAGGGCAUUUCCCACCUCAUCCAGUCGUGCGGCCUUGGGGGCAUGAAGCACAAUACCGUGGUCAUGGGUUGGCCCAAUGGCUGGCGCCAGAGCGAGGAUGCCCGCGCCUGGAAGACCUUCAUCGGCACAGUACGGGUGACGACAGCAGCCCACCUCGCCCUGCUGGUGGCCAAGAACGUCUCCUUCUUCCCCAGCAAUGUGGAGCCCUUCGUCGAGGGCAACGUGGAUGUGUGGUGGAUCGUGCACGACGGGGGCAUGCUCAUGUUGCUGCCGUUCUUGCUCAAACAGCACAAGGUGUGGCGGAAGUGUGGCAUCCGCAUCUUCACAGUGGCACAGCUGGAGGACAACAGCAUUCAGAUGAAGAAGGACCUGGCCACCUUCCUAUACCACUUACGCAUUGAAGCAGAAGUGGAGGUGGUGGAGAUGCACGACAGCGACAUCUCGGCUUACACGUACGAGCGCACGCUGAUGAUGGAGCAGAGGUCUCAGAUGCUGCGGCACAUGCGGCUCUCCAAAACGGAGCGGGAGCGGGAGGUGGGGGGUGGGGUGUUGGCCGCCCCCCAGGCCCAGCUGGUGAAGGACCGGAACUCCAUGCUGCGCCUGACCAGCAUCGGCUCUGACGAGGACGAGGAGACAGAGACCUACCAGGAGAAGGUGCACAUGACCUGGACCAAGGACAAGUACAUGGCGGCCCGCGGCCACCGUCCCAAGACCCUGGAGGGCUUCCAGGACCUGCUCAACAUGAGGCCGGACCAGUCCAAUGUGCGGCGCAUGCAUACAGCUGUUAAGCUCAACGAGGUGAUCGUCAACAAGUCCCAUGAUGCCAAGCUGGUCCUGCUGAACAUGCCAGGCCCCCCCCGGAACCCCGAAGGAGAUGAGAACUAUAUGGAGUUCCUGGAGGUGUUGACUGAGGGGCUGGAGCGAGUCCUACUGGUGAGGGGCGGGGGCAGUGAAGUGAUCACCAUCUACUCCUAGACGACUGCACCCCCUGCGCCCACCCAUCCUCCGUGCCAGCUCCCACCACCGGCACAUACCUCGGCUCCCUUCCCCUCCCAGCAGGGCCUGGCACGGCCCCCUCGGACCGAGCUGCCUCUGCUGGAGCCAGGGAGGGGCCGGGGACAGCCCCGCUCCCGCAACCCCCUCCCCGCCCGGACCCACCACCUCAGGAGGGGAAUGAGCCUUCGGCGGGUGCUCAGGCCUGGGGGGUGCCCGGCUGGGAGGGGACUGGGGCAGAGGGAGCGCAGCGGGGAGGGGAGUGGUCGAGAACCAAAGCAAAGCCCCCUUUCUGGCCCUGCAGCCCUCAGGGAUGGAUCCCACAAGCCCUUGCUUCUACACUGUGUCUUUGGUGCCAGUCCACCAGCCUGGCCCAUAAGGAAGGAGCCAGCGAGGGCUUGUCUGGGCUGAGAAGCCACAGCGGAAGCAAAUGUGCCCUACUGCUGAGCCGCUCACCUCAGGUGGCGCCCUGGGCCGGGACCAGUUCCUGCUGCGCCUUAAUGGUGGCCCCUUCCCUCACCUCCAGCUCCUUCCAAUGAGGCGGCUGCACCUUUUCUUCCCUCCUUGUCCCCUGGCCGGGAGCUAGUGGCAACUAGGUUAGCGUGUAUUACCUGUUACAUGUGUCUGUGUGUGUGCCUGUGUGCGCGCGCGCGCGAGAGGGUUGUUUCUCACCAGUCCUGUCCCACCCUCCCCCUCCUAGAUGCUCAUUGCGCUGGUCCACGUGGCAGGUCCCAUUCAAGGGUUUGACUCAAGUCCUGUGGAGGAGUAGACCCCACCCCAAGCUAAGGUCUUGAGCAGGAAGAUGGAUGCACUGGCCUCAGACCUAUAUGAGCCCCUCCCGAUUUCCAAACUAGGUCAAGUCCAGGGGCCUGUGGGAGUCCCUCAGGCUGGGGUCAGUUCACAUUGUCUAUCCCAGUCCCUUACUCAGAGCCAAGUCCCCAGGCUACUCCCCAUGUCCCUGGAUCAACCAGGUGUCAUUCCCUGGGCCAUUGGCCAUGGAAAUAAAGACAAAUGUUGAGUUCUUAUUUGGGAAUUGGUCAACACCCCUCCCCACCACGCAAGGAGCAGAGAGCCCAGGGCUCCUGUUCCCCAGGCCAAGCCUGAGCCUCCCCACCUGCAGCAAGGAAGGGGUAGGCGAAGCAAAGGCUUAGAGACUUUGCUUCCAGCCUAGCUGGCUGAUAUGUCGUUGACUGGGGUGCAGCUGACCCCGUAGACCUGAAGAGGAGCAGACUGGGCCGGGACUGCACCUCACUUCUUUGUAGAGUGGAUGGAGCCCAACACAGUGAUGUUUGGAACUCCUCCCAAUCCUUCCCCAUCACUGCUCCCUCCCCUGUGCUAGGAGCCCGAGUCCUGUCCGACUGCUGCUGGGCUUGCCUGGGCCUGGUGAGUCAGAGGCAUGGGGCCUGGGAGAUUCCCUGCUCCCCAGAUAUGAAAUGGGGAACAGAGAAGGGCUCCUUCCCUCUGUCGGCGUGCUGCUUGUCGUGUGUGUGUGUGUGUAUGGGUGUGAAGUGUCUCGUCUUGAAUUUACUCUCAUCACUUCAAAACAGAGCAAUAGGCAAAUUGAAGGGAGGAAGCACUUUAGGGGAAGGGCUGUGAGUAGGCCACAGCAAGGAAGGUUUCUGGCCGGCUGGCAGAGACCACACUCAGCUCAUGUUUGUUCAGUGUCAUCGGUGGCUGGGCUCUGAGGCCAAGAGGAGUCUUGGCUUCCUGCAGGCCCCUCAACGGUGCUCGUGCCCUGCCGCCUCCUUCCCGAAGCCCAGUCUUUCUCCUCCUCCUUUCCAGGACCCAGGCCAAGCAGUUUAAUUUAUUGAGGGGAGCGGGCAGGGCCGCCCACUGUACACAGUCUGAAGCUUGUUUGUUGCUUUACUGGAAACAUAAAGUUUUCUACAUUAUUUUUA
Tachyglossus aculeatus (Australian echidna) is the source of this 5442-nucleotide messenger RNA. RefSeq names its product solute carrier family 12 member 6 (gene SLC12A6). Gene Ontology annotation, molecular function: potassium:chloride symporter activity. Bases 71 to 3526 code for a protein of 1151 amino acids. Lineage: Eukaryota; Metazoa; Chordata; Mammalia; Monotremata; Tachyglossidae. Gene Ontology annotation, biological process: chemical synaptic transmission; cell volume homeostasis; chloride ion homeostasis. Gene Ontology annotation, cellular component: membrane. The record is from RefSeq and is a predicted model, not a curated record. The transcript has 25 exons.